ACACAGUGCAGGUCGACGAGGAGAGCCGCAUAAGAACAUUAAUGUGGGUGACAAGUAGAGGGUGCGAUCAGUAUAGGUAUUUUGGAGAUGCAAUAACAUUUGAUACUACAUACAGGACAAACCUGUAUGAUAUGCCGUUUGGCCUGUUUGUUGGCGUCAACAACCACUUCCAAAGCAUAAUAUUCGGUUGAGCCAUGAUGAGAGACGAGAAAGAGGAAACAUUCAAAUGGAUAUUCAGGGAGUUUGUCUGCAUGGUGGGUGGCAAACAUCCGCAGACAAUACUUACAGAUCAAGCACGGUCUAUGGAGCUUGCUAUUGAAGCAGAGCUGCCAAACACAGUGCACCGUUGGUGCAAAUGGCAUGUUUUGAAAAAGGCUAAGGAAUCCAUGGGUGUUCUCUGGAGCAAGAACAGCAAUUUCAAACUGGAGUUCCACAAGCUUGUCCAUCACAUGAUAACUGAAGAAGAAUUUGAGGCUGGAUGGGACCAGAUGUUGGAGAAGUACUCGCUGAGGAAGCAUCCAUUCUUGACGCAGAUAUAUGAGGUGAGGCAUAAAUGGGCAAAGCUGUAUUUCCAAGGGGUGUUCUGUGCUAGGAUGACAAGCACUCAACGGAGUGAGAGCGCAAACCAUCUUUUGAAGGGUUACGUGCCGCCAUUCUUCGUGCGUAUCAUCCCUGACCUGAUUUCCGUAAACAUAGUUAGUCCUGGAUGAGAAAAUGAAGAAAAUUUGUCUUGUGGGUUGCGUAUGCCGUUGGAAAAUUGAAGAAUAAGUUCAAACGUACCUUGCCACCGCUGAAAGUGACUUCACCACCUGGGAUGUUUACUGUGAUUUGCUCGACCAUCUUUUUCAUUGACUCA
This is a messenger RNA of Triticum urartu, 856 nucleotides long. NCBI's taxonomy places the organism in Eukaryota, Viridiplantae, Streptophyta, Magnoliopsida, Poales, Poaceae. The record is from RefSeq and is a predicted model, not a curated record.